UGUAUAACUUAAUUUGCAGGUCAAGAAUGUUUUUAUUGUGAAACCACCACUUGAAAGAUUACCAUCCUAGGUUUAUGACCACCUCCUAACUCUACCAAAAAUUGUUUUCCAACAAUUAUAUCAGUACAAUAAAAAUUUUUGGUUAGAAUGUCAACUUCACCUACAGUUGGAUUGCGAAUUGAAGAGUUUACUUCGAUUGACAAUCGCCGUGGUUGUUGUGCAUCUGCAGCAACAAUGCUUACACCAGAACUUUCAGAAAGAUCACUUGGAAAACCAUUUAUUGUUAGACACUGGUCUACAAUUUCACAUAUCUUGUCUCUUGUUAUCGUAUUUGCUAUUUGGUGUUUGCUUUUAAAAGCUUUUGCACGAGAAGUACAAGCUACAUGUAUAUACAUGGUCUUUGUAACUUUGUUUGUAACAGUUACAGAAAGUUUAUUUAUUUGGCACAAGCUUCUUUUUAAUCGAGGUCUAAAAGAAAAUCGAACUCAAAAAUUAUUGGAUUUACUUUCACAGCUUAAUACAUGGAAAAAACUUUCUGUUUAUGUUCUUUUGUCUGUGCCUGCAUUCUACCAACCUAAAAUUGCUCCUUUAACUUUGUCAUGUGGUGUAUUAAUUAAUCUUAUUGGAAUAAUUCACUUUUUUCAUUUUUUUAGAGAAAAAAAUGUAAAAAAGCCAAUACGAUACCAACAAUUAGGCAUUUAUUGAAGAUUUUUUUUUUUUUAACAAUACUGUUUUUAUAGUAGAACAUUGAUAUUGUACAGUAAUAUUUUUUGUUCUUAUAUUUAUUUUUCAAAUGGUUAUAUAUUUUCAAGGGAUAACUGCAAAGUGCUUCUAAACUGUUGCUAUACGCAGCGUUAUGUGCUUUAUAAUCAUUAUUAUAUACAUUACAAUCUCAAUCAUUUGAAUCUCUUUAAAUCAAAAACCUCCAUAGUUUGAUUAAAUGCUAAUUCACC
Hydra vulgaris (swiftwater hydra) is the source of this 953-nucleotide messenger RNA. The record is from RefSeq and is a predicted model, not a curated record. Lineage: Eukaryota; Metazoa; Cnidaria; Hydrozoa; Anthoathecata; Hydridae.